Pieris rapae (cabbage white) is the source of this 1161-nucleotide messenger RNA. Its product is annotated as zinc finger protein 90-like. The transcript is spliced from 6 exons. Gene Ontology annotation, molecular function: DNA-binding transcription factor activity, RNA polymerase II-specific; RNA polymerase II transcription regulatory region sequence-specific DNA binding. The record is from RefSeq and is a predicted model, not a curated record. The coding region runs from base 1 to 1143 and encodes 380 amino acids. Gene Ontology annotation, biological process: regulation of transcription by RNA polymerase II. Gene Ontology annotation, cellular component: nucleus. NCBI's taxonomy places the organism in Eukaryota, Metazoa, Arthropoda, Insecta, Lepidoptera, Pieridae.
AUGUAUGAAUCUGCAGAAUUUUCGUAUAGAGACUUUACGGAAGCUUUGGAUUUAGAAGAUCGAUUUGAUACAGAUACCCUUCUGUUUACUCAUGAAAUAAUAGAAAAUGGAACGGAAAGUAUUGGAAAAAAUUGUGUACCUAUAUCUGAAGGGAUAACAUCCCCUGUUAAAAACAAUUUACUUUUAAGUUGUAACGAUUCAGGGCAGCAUUUUUCUAUUGGAACUGAAUCCACAACUGAACUAAAUGCUCAGAGUUGCCAAAGUGACAACAAUAUUACUAGUAUCAUACCAAUUCAUACUUCCUUUUAUGAUGAAUCAACAUUAUUAGAUGAAAAUAUAGUAGACCAGUUUCUGAUACCAACACCAACAUCUUCAAAUUCAAAUGAGGAUGACAAGAAUAACGGUCCAGAUAUUUUAGCGCUUUUUUCAUGUGUAAUCUGUCAUGAUAUAUUUACGACAGACGCUGAUCUUUUAGAUCAUACUAUUCUAAUGCAUGCUUCAAUUAAUUUGUCCGAUUCUGAAACCGGUACUACUUGUACAAACUCCGAACUGCAAGAUACCAGCAGCAUCACGAAUUUUGACGCGGAAUGGCUAGUAUGUUGCAUUUGUGAACGUGUAUUAUCGAUGGCAUUAGAAAUCGAACCCAAUGAACAAUUGUGCUGUCUUGACGCUUUUGGCAAAGGGUGCGUCGGAUCACGAAAACUUGACGCCAUGUUUGUGUGCGAUGUGUGUAACUAUUUGUUCGCUGACGGAGAAGCACUUGAUCGACAUAAACUCACUUGUACACGUAAAAAUGAAUUGAACGAACAAACACCUAACGAAAAGAUGGACAUGUCCUGUACGUAUUGCAGGCAGGAGUUUCCCAGUGAAAUCGAAUUGAGGAACCACGAAGAUAGCCAUCGAGAAACACGUCCUCAUCGCACGUAUAAACGUAGUUCCGACAGUAAAAUGUGGAAUUGCGGGUCUUGUAAUCAACUUUUUGCUACUGCAAGGGAGCUUUACCGUCACAAGAGGGGAGAAGACCGACCCCCAGGGACUCCAUUAAUGGCUUACGUUUGUGAAGAAUGCGAUAAGGUUUUGGGCAGCAUGUGCGCUCUGCAUACCCACAAGAAAAUGCAUAAAGUUACCAAACCAGUGAGUUAAUUACCUGUGUCAAGUAGA